Messenger RNA from Rotaria sp. Silwood1, 1022 nucleotides. NCBI's taxonomy places the organism in Eukaryota, Metazoa, Rotifera, Eurotatoria, Philodinida, Philodinidae. The record is from the annotation of a GenBank genome assembly.
GUAUGAAUGGAGGUACAUGUCGACCUGUAAAUGGCAAUGGUGGAUAUCAAUGCAUGUGUCCACCUGGUUACAGUGGUCAACGUUGUGAAAAUAGAGAUCCAUGUGCUCAAAAUCCAUGUUUAAAUGGUGGUCAAUGUGUUGCAAAUAAUUUAGGAGGUUUUACUUGUGUAUGUGUUCCACCCUAUACCGGACAACGUUGUGAGGAUUCAAAUCCAUGCGCUAGUAAUCCAUGUGGUAAUAAUGGUCAAUGUAUACAAAGUAACGGUGGAUUUUAUUGUGAAUGUAAUCUUGGCUUUUUUGGUAAUCGAUGUGAACGUCGUGUUUGUGAACCAAAUCCUUGUACGAACGGAGGUACAUGUGAACCUCGUCCUAAUGGUGUUUUUCAUUGUAUUUGUCCACCGGAAUAUCAAGGUCAACGUUGUGAAUUUCGUAAAGUUUGUGAACCGAAUCCAUGUUUGAAUGGUGGAACUUGUAGUCCAUAUGGUCUUGAUACCUAUUCUUGUAAUUGUCCAUUUGGUUAUACCGGUCGAAAUUGUGAUCCAUGUAUUCCAAAUCCCUGUACGAACGGGGGUCGUUGUCGACCAAAUGCUGCUGCUGGUACUUAUGUAUGUGAUUGUCCUGUAAAUUUUGUUGGUACUAAUUGUGAAAUAAGAAAUGCUUGUGCAAGUAGUCCAUGUCAAAAUGCUGGCACAUGUCGUACCGUUAAUGGAAAUGCUUAUCAAUGUAUUUGUGUUACGGGAACGACAGGCAUCAAUUGUGAAAUUCGUGAUCCAUGUGCAGUAAAUGCUUGUCUCAAUGGUGGUCAAUGCAUGCCAAAUGGUCUCGGCGGAUUUACAUGUACAUGUCCAAAUCCAUAUACUGGCCAACGUUGUGAAGAUCGUAUCGAUCCUUGUGCUAGUCAACCAUGUCGUAAUGGGGGUACUUGUCAACCUGGAAAUGGUAACUCAUAUCAAUGUAUUUGUCCACCGGGUUAUUCAGGUUUUGAUUGUUCAACACGUAAGCUUUUCUGUUUAAUUAGAUAG